UGGACUGACUGCAGCACAGCGUGAAAACUUUUUCCUGUGGGGCGGUGAUCCUUACGGAUGAAAUCCGCUAAUUUACUCAGACUUUUGCGCCGUAAAAAACACAAAAUAUAAGAGCAGCUCGUAUAUAUUUAGCAAACGGAGCUGAAUAGUAAGUUUUAACACAGAAAAUACCCUGAAUAUUACGAUGUCCUUUUAAUUUAUUGCUCAAACUUUGGUCAUUGUAACAUCGGCUCGGACAAAAAGUGGAUAAAUGUUUUUCUACAUUUAGCCAUAAAGACUUUGGGGUUUAGCCUCUGCCAGGAGUUUACUUGAUUCUACUAAAGAAUUACUGUGAGGGGGUGACGGCUGUAACGUUGGACCCCUGGAGCAGGACGGAAUGACGUCACAGACCAGUAGCCCCAGACCCUCCAGAGAUUGACCCGGGAUGGAGCUGAAGGUGUGGGUCGAUGGAGUCCAGCGUGUGGUCUGUGGGGUCACAGAGGCCACCACCUGCCAGGAAGUGGUCAUCGCUCUGGCUCAAGCCAUUGGUCGCACAGGACGCUAUACGCUGAUUGAAAAAUGGAGGGACACCGAGAGACAUCUUGUUCCUCACGAGAGUCCGGUGGCCUCUCUGAACACUUGGGGGCAGUAUGCAGGUGACGUGCAGUUUAUCCUACACCGUACAGGUCCCUCUCUCAAUGAGUACCCCUCAACCGAAGGUCUGAAUUCUCGGGGCCCAGAGCGUGGCUUGCAUCGGCAGAGCCUUCCAUUGAUGGCCAAGCUUCGAGCUCCAGGUGACCGUUCCCUCCGUCGCCGCGAGCCACGCCGCAAAUCUCUAACCUUCACCGGUGUGCCCCGCAGCCUUAGGGACAUCCUUAGUGGAGGCAGGCUCAGUGACAGUAGUGCCAGACAACGAGAGGUUUUAGUGAAAAGUGCCCACAAUUCGCCCUCAAUGUCCCCUCGGUUAUCAGGCCACCGAGUGGAGGAUCUUUCCCAGCUGGUGAGACUGCAAAGGGAGACUCUUUCAGUUCUAGACAGCAGGAUAGAGGCAUACGAAGCAGAGCUUCGGAAGUUGACGGAGAAAAGAGUUGGACUAGAGGAGGACGAACUGUAUGUAAAGAUGACGGAGGAAGUUUCAAGGUUGGAAAAGCAAGUGCGAAGGAACAAGGUGGAGAUUGAGGAAGAGGAAUUCUGGGCAACCGAGCUCGAGAUCGAGCGGGAGAGCGAGCGGCAGCUGCAGGAGCGCAUCCAAGAGUUGAGCAGUCGGCUGCGUGGUUGUGAGGUGGAUCUGGAACAGCGGCUAAUGUCUCUGCAGGGCGUAGAGGCAGGGAUAGAGGCUCAAAAGCAGCAUAAGGAGAACAGAGAGAGCCAGCAGGCCAGUGAGGGGGAAGUGAAGGCUAGACUUCAGAGAGUGAAAGCAGAACUCAAGGCUCAAGCUCAACACACGGCCCAGCUUGAAAACAGCUCAAGAGCAGUGGAUCGCUCGCUGUCUGAGUCAUGCAAGAGACUGCAGGAGAGUCAGUACGAACUGGAGCAGCUUACCAAAGAGUUGAGGCAGGUAAACCUACAGCAGUUCAUACAACAAACAGGCACCAAAGUUACGGUUCUGCCCGUGGAGCCUGGCGAUGAGGACUCCAGCAAUACAACAGAUGAUAAAGAUUUUGCUGCAUUAACUGGCUCAUUGAAAAGACCAGGUUUACCUCUUCCAGCGGUCGGCAGCAUCCGUGGACUCCACAGUCCGAUCUCCUCAGGUUUGAAUCCUGAGGGCAUCUACGUCUGAGGACCAUAAAUCACUUCAGCAGAAGUCAUUCAGAACCUCUCCGUAUGUUUUAAACCGAGUUAUUUCUAUUCAUAGCUACUUCAAGCAAAACCAACAACAGAUUUGCUCAUGAAGGAGAACUUCAGUGGUAUCACGAACACCUCUCAAGCAGUUUUUCUGUUCCCAAUCAUAAUACUUGAUCUUGAUCACAAAGAGCUGCAUAGCAUUUCAAAUACAAACUUACAAAAGUAUGCUGACUUUCAUAUGUAUAGUAGUGUCUACUGUUAGAAAGUGAUACCCGUAACCUUGUCACAUAAACUAGUAGAUGAAGGAUGAAUUACUUUGGAAGCAUAAA
This is a messenger RNA of Labeo rohita (rohu), 2093 nucleotides long. RefSeq names its product ras association domain-containing protein 8 (gene rassf8a). NCBI's taxonomy places the organism in Eukaryota, Metazoa, Chordata, Actinopteri, Cypriniformes, Cyprinidae. The transcript is spliced from 6 exons. Bases 425 to 1759 code for a protein of 444 amino acids. The record is from RefSeq and is a predicted model, not a curated record. Gene Ontology annotation, biological process: signal transduction.